CUCUUUUUCUCUUUCUACUCUUUCAGGUUUUGCUUCAGGUGUCUUCAAUCUUUAUCCGUAGAUCAUGUCCUGGGAACCUACCAAGACCUUUCUUCGCGGAAAGUUCGUCAAGCCGUUCCUCCCCUAUGAAAAACACCCCAACAUCAACAACGCCUCAUUAAGGAACUUGUAUCCUGGGGAUGAAGCGUAUAUCUUCGAGGUCAAGAACGCCAAAUGGGCCCGUGGUUACGUUUGCUCCAAGCCGUUUCCCAACGACUUCACCAUUACGUCAGUUAACUUGGACGAGUUGCCCAACCUCAACAUUCUGAUCGCGGUGUUCCCCGUUCUGUACGUGGCACUUAUCGAAGAAAUCCCCUUGGACUCGGCCAACAUUUACGUCAAUGGAGUCGCCAACGCUGGUGCUAUUCCCACCAUUCUGGACUCUGAAAGAUUGCUCAGACAAAACGUCGGAGACGAUAUCGACGGUUCAACUCUCAAUGGCUCCGACUUCUCGCCUCUGAGAUCAGCCAUGCCUCCGUUGCCAGCCAAUAUCUUCGACAAGCACAGCGACUUGACGGCUGAAAUCAGACACGCGCUCGAGUUGUUGACGUCGCACAUCUUUGCCUUGUACUCCAUCGGUGAGUUCCGGUUGUUCAACAAGUUGUCCACGAUCUACUUUUCGCUCAACGAAACGAGGAUCAAGUUGAACCACAACUUGCUAACUGCCAACGAAUCUCAGGUAGCCCGUGAAACUGCCACCUUCUUGCUCAACAAGAUUCCCAAGAAGUUGGCAUCCAAAUCUGCGAGAUUGAACUUCCAAUCCUAUGACUUGGAUAACGACAACACUGACAUUUCCGGCUACAAGGCGGUAUUAUCCAGAGAUGCGCUCUCUGGUGAUUUGUUGUCGAACUUGAAUGCUACUCCGUCUAGAAUCGCCUUGAACCAGGUGUUAUGUGCUUUGGAAUCAAAGUUUCCUGUCGACGCGCAUAAUCACCCAAACAUGUUUUCGUUGGAACCACCAUCUAACAAGAAAUUGCAACACGACCCUCCAGCUCACAUCCUUGUAGAUUUCCGGUCGGUAUUGGGCUCAUCUGUCUACCAACCUCCGGGCUUCGCUGGUAUGACUGCUUAUAUUUACGUUCGUAACAACCGUAAGAGAUUGACAGAAGCCUUUGCUGUUCACACCAACUCUGUGGACGAGUUGGUUCAUGUGGAAAAGAUCAGCGCAGCAUUGUUCAGAAAUAUUCCGGUUAGUGAAAUCGAGAACAACAGAGUCUACUUGGUAGCCAUUCUCACGGAAGAAGUAGAUUUGAACACCAAAGGUACGUCACAUCUUCCUCAGAUCAGAAGAGUCAAGAAGGGGGUGGCUGCUGGUGUGACCGACAUCACGCGUAUCUUUUCCAAGAACCAAGGCUCUUUGGAAUCUGGUGAGUCUCAUCAAUUUGCGAUUAAGUUGUUUGGAUCUUACGUCAAUAACAAGAAGGGAGCCAAGCCUGGUAUUGAUGACGAUGCCCACAACAACGGUUGGGGUGAAAUCGUUGACAGAAUCAUUUCUGGUUCUGGACAUGGUAUCGCUGUCAACCCAAGAGCAGAAAAAUUGGUGGUCACUGUGAAGGAGUUCAAACAUCAAUUCUCUGGGACAAAUGCAAACUCUGUCACAGCAGCAGCACCCAUUUCAAGAAUUAAGCCUAUCUUCUUUGAUCCCUUGGCUGAGAAUUAUGAAAGAAUCUACUUGUUCAUGGGUAAGGUUACUUUGCUUAAUAACAUUACCAAGGAUGACUUGUUGACUUUCGAAGUGACUACACCAAACAAUGAGUUGAUCACGUUUGCUAAGGCUUCGAAUCAACAAGAAAAACGAUCCUGGCAAUUCAUCUCUGUCUUCCCAGGAGAGUCCAUCGGAGAAAUCGUAAAGGUUAACGGUAUCUCCUUGAAGAAUCCUUCGAAGAAGCUUCCUAAGGAUGAUUACAUCUUGUUAUCCCUCUAUGUCAACGGUGCAUUAGCAGGUGAAGGAAAGCUUCUUUACAAGUCUGGGAACAGAUUGGUUGAAUUCAAUAAGAAGAAAACUCACUGUAUCGAAAUUACUUCAACAGCUCACAAGUUGCCCAUGGCCCAAGUUGAGGUCAGCACUGAAUACGUUGGUAAGAUCUACAACUCUGACGUUGCAAUUGAUAAUAUCUUCCAAUUUGAAAGGUUCCUCAAGAAUGGCUCCAGUGGCAUUGAUGACUUGUCCAACUCGUUGGUAUCUUUCUGUAAGUUGGAAAUUGCCCAGGUAGUCAAGUAUUUUCCGGAGUUGUUGAGUUCCUUGUACGCAAUUGUUGAUGUUUCCAGUCAAAAGCCUUUGAAUUCUAGUGUUGAUAUGCUUCUUGACAAUGCUUUUAAAGCAAUUGUCCAUUUGCUUGACACUAUCUUUGGUAAGCAAGACCAGUACUUGUUUUUGAUUGAAUCGUUCCUUCUCAAGUAUAAUGGUUUGCCAGCAAUUGGUGUUUUCUUGUUAAAUAAGGUUGCAGAGAUAUUUGCCCGAGCUGAAUCAAACUGGAAUUCUGUCUCCAGAUCGUUAUGCAGAGUUGUCUCCAUUAUCAUGAAAUUGUCGAUUCACUCAGUUGACCCUACCUCGGACGUCGAAGGCUUUGCAAUGGCUCUAAACGCUUUGUUUAAGUCAGCUUCCUUAUUACUUUCAAUCCAGUCAACUUCUUUGAUCAGCGAUCAGGUACUUAUUUUAGAUAUCAUCGACUAUGUCUUAGCCUUUAAGAAUCAUUUGGAUGAGAAGAUUAUUAUGAAAUACCUUAUUAACUUUAUCGACUCAGUCGGUAUUAGAGGGUUGGGGUUGAAUGAGGAUUCUUACGGUACCAAGAAAGCAAUCGUGACAGCUAAAGAUAACAAGAUUAUCAUCAGCAAAUUGUUGCUUAUUCAUCGUUUGUUCUCGACAAGUUUGACAGAUAACCCAGCAACUAGAGGCGUAUUGUUAAACAAAUCUAUUCAAUGGGCUAUGGAUGUGUUAUUGGGACCAACAGAUAUUGAUGCUACAAGGUUGGCAUGCAGCAUUUUGAAUGCUGUUUGUUGGACUUUACAUAAAUCUGUAUUCGUGGAGGGUCACACUGGUGAAAUAGGUACUUGCUAUUCGCUAGCCAAGUUAUUACCUGCAAUUGCAAGAACAUUUAUUAAAUACAACAAGUACACAAGAGGAAAUGAAUACUUCAAACCAAGAAGAACAUUCACAAGACUUUUCCAAACGGAGCACCCUUUCAAAGAAGAUCACAUUGACCCAAUUGUGAACGAUGAAGUCUUGGUCGAAGUCUUGGUUGAGAUCGCUACUAUUUUUGCCUUCGUCGUUAGAAUCGGAAAAGAUUCAGCUGGUAGUGAAGGAUUCAUCAAGAUCUUGGAUACCGAGGUACAAGGCGACUAUUUCGAUUCUUCCAAGUACUUGGCUAACAACUUCCAUAGCGAAGAUAUUAUCACCCUUAUUUCGGGAGCCAAGAUUAUGCGUAUAGGAAAGUACUUCCCAGAAGAAAAAUGGUUGUCAUUGUACGCCAUGGUUGCGGAAGGUUGCUUGUCGGCUAUGGAAUUAAUCAGACCAUUGUUGAUUAAACAUUACAUUCCUCCCCUUAACGAAUCUGAAAUGUUUGAUCGUUCGCUUUGGGGAAAUUACUUGAAGACUCUUUUGAAAUUGUCUGGUUUAGCACCGGUAUCCAUUGAACACUUGACUGAUGUUCCUAAGAAGGCUUGUUUCCAAAUCACAGGUACAAUGCGUGAUAGAAUUGCCUAUUUGUUGAACGAAGCUUGGGAUGCUCUUGCUUGGGAUGCAACAGAUGAGGACUACGUCAGAUUUAACUUGAAGAAGUUUGGAGGAUACCAAGUUGAUUUUGUCAACAAUGAUUAUGGUAUUCUACAGGAAUUGAUGUUGUUUGCAUUGCAGAGAAGUGUAGAAUGUCAAACUGUUGCAGUGAACAUAUUGUGGUCGGUUAUCGUAUCCGAAUUUAUUGUGAGCGAUUCGAUUGUUGAUAUUGAGAAGGAGUGUCUUGUUGGUUUACAUGAUAUCUAUUACAGAAAUGCCUAUAAACCAGGUGUACCUGAACAAGAAAGUUUCAUUGAAAGAAUGAAGUUGACAUUCAGAUUGGACAGAGAAGACGUUGCAUUUAGCACUGUGUACAAUUUUAUUGAAAGUCUUUCUGGAUUCUUGGUAGUCUUGAACGAUUUGAACAGUGUUCCAGUUGGUCCUGAAUUCGACGAUGACAGAACAUUUCACAAGUUGAACAUCAAUGCUUACUUGAAGAAUGCAAAUAAACCAGAAUUAUUCCACUCUUUUAUCAAUUCUAUGUACGAAGAGAAUGUUGCUAAAAAGGAUUUUAUUCAAGCAGCAUUGAGUUUAGAAUUGCUUGCUUCAACUUAUAGUUGGGAUCACAAUAAUAUUCUAUCUGCAAGUUUUAGACCAAAGUUCCCAGAACAAUCAUCAUUUGAAAGAAAGGAAACACUUUAUAAGAUGAUUGCCAACAAUUAUAUUAAGGGUAACAGUCUUGAGAGGGCUACAGAUACUUAUAAUGAAUUAUUGGAUUCAUACCAUCAACACACAUACGACUUGAAGAGUUUUGCCUAUGUUCACAAUAAAUUGGCAAAGUUGUACCUUGACUUGGAAUCUUCAGACAAGCUCAGUCCUUCGUUCUUUAGAGUUGCUUUUAUUGGAGCAGGUUUCCCCACCAACAUUAGAGGUAAGGAGCAAAUUUACGAAGGUUUACCUUUCGAGCAUAUCACUUCGAUUCAUGAGAGAUUGUUGAGAUUGUAUCCUGGUGCCAGAAUUAUUUCCGACGAUUCUGAAGCACAGAAAUUGAAAGAGAAAAUACAAACAGGAAGAUAUCUUCAUGUCAGUGUUGUUGAGCCCGUCAAUGAGAUUUCUGACAAGUUAUUCAAUGCCUCCAUUGGUGUUAGACAAUACGCCCGAAAUAAGGAUUUGAGAUUCUUCACCACCAUGAAGAAGGUUCCAGGUGCUACUUCCAUCUUUGAUUUGUGGACAGAAGAAACUACCUACGAAACAUUCCUUUCGUUUCCAACGUUGAUGAACAGAAGUGACAUCAAGGGAACGAAGACGCUCAAGUUGUCACCUUUGGACAAUGCCAUUAGAACCAUUGUCAAUAAGAACAAUGACAUGAUUCAAUUGGAAAGUAUGAUCAACUUGGCGUUCAAGGAAAAGGUUGACUUCACAUCGUUGUUCAACGAUUUGUCCAGGCAAUUGGCUGGUACUGUUGACUCGCCGGUCAAUGGUGGUGUUGGUCAGUACCGUACAUUCUUUUCUGAUCCUAAGUACGACGGAAAGGAAGACUACGCUUUUCAAAUCAGAUUGUUGAGAAAUGCGUUCAACGACUUAACAUUGAUUUUGAAUCGUUGUUUACAUCUUCACGGUAAGUUGAUCCCCAACAGCAUGAAAACCUCACACGAGGCAUUGGUAGAGUUAUACAAGAAGAACUUCAAGGAAGACAUAGAACUGUUGAAAAUCUCCACUGAUUACGAGCACUCCUACCAUCACCACCCCCACCAAUCGCCCCAGCUUUCUCACCACUCACCACAACUUAAUCACCACUCGCCCCUGCUUGGAAGCAACGCCAGUGAUAAGCGGUCUAUGUCAGGAACAAGUAGUGCGUUCAUGAGCAGUAAAUUAAACAGCAGUAGAGUUUCGGUUGCAUCAGCAGCACCAAUAACAAGCAGAAGCGAACUGCAUUGAAUUGGAGAGGGUACAGCAAGGCGUAGAUAGACUUUGUUUAGACAUUUCAAGAGACAUUAUAUGGCUUAG
This is a messenger RNA of Scheffersomyces stipitis CBS 6054, 5758 nucleotides long. It is a transcript of the gene DCK1, whose product is annotated as guanine nucleotide exchange factor DCK1. Gene Ontology annotation, biological process: small GTPase-mediated signal transduction. Gene Ontology annotation, cellular component: cytoplasm; plasma membrane. The record is from RefSeq and is a predicted model, not a curated record. NCBI's taxonomy places the organism in Eukaryota, Fungi, Ascomycota, Pichiomycetes, Serinales, Debaryomycetaceae. Gene Ontology annotation, molecular function: small GTPase binding; guanyl-nucleotide exchange factor activity. Bases 65 to 5689 code for a protein of 1874 amino acids. The transcript is spliced from 3 exons.